This is a messenger RNA of Odobenus rosmarus divergens (Pacific walrus), 2003 nucleotides long. RefSeq names its product 5'-nucleotidase, cytosolic IIIA (gene NT5C3A). Lineage: Eukaryota; Metazoa; Chordata; Mammalia; Carnivora; Odobenidae. Gene Ontology annotation, molecular function: 5'-nucleotidase activity; magnesium ion binding. The coding region runs from base 441 to 1334 and encodes 297 amino acids. The transcript is spliced from 10 exons. Gene Ontology annotation, cellular component: cytoplasm. The record is from RefSeq and is a predicted model, not a curated record.
UUUUUUUUUACUUUGUAUUGAAAUAUAAUAUUCAUACAGAAAAAUGCACAUACCACAAGUACACUGACAGCCAAAAAACCGGAUGAGGAAGGGAGUAUUUUUAAGUGUUAAUAUGGAGGUUCCGUUUUUCUUUGCAGAGCAAGUUGCCGGCUCUAAUAGUACAGAUUUACCUUCUCUUAACUGUCACAUUAUUUCAAUUGAUCAUUUUCUGUAGACUGGCUGGUGACUGUUAGCUCAGAGCUAGCAAGUGUCACCCGGAGCAUAAUAAAGCACUGUGUAGUAAUGCGUCACAAGACCAUUUUUGCAUAGAGCUUAGCCAAGGCUUUUGGAACCGCCCUCAGUUGCACCUUGUGCUAUAUUAGUACUUCUCAGACAGGAAGAAUUUUCUUUUGCUGGCGUAGCUUGUCCGGUUACCUUCAGGAAGAUUGGAUAACCAAGAAAUGCCUAAUCAAGAUUCUGCUGUACAUGUGAAAAUGAUGCCUGAAUUCCAGAGAAGUUCAGUUCGGAUUAAGAACCCUGCAAGAGUAGAAGAAAUUAUCUGUGGUCUUAUUAAGGGUGGAGCUGCCAAACUUCAGAUAAUAACAGACUUUGAUAUGACACUGAGUAGAUUUUCCUAUGAAGGGAAAAGAUGCCCAACAUGUCAUUAUGUCAUUGACAACAGUAAGCUGGUUACAGAUGAAUGUCGAAAAAAGUUACUGCAACUAAAGCAAAAAUAUUAUGCUAUUGAAAUUGAUCCUGUUCUUACCAUAGAAGAGAAGUACCCCUAUAUGGUAGAAUGGUAUACUAAAUCACAUGGUUUGCUUGUUGAACAAGCUUUACCGAAAGCUAAACUUAAAGAAAUUGUGGCAGAAUCUGAUGUUAUGCUCAAGGAAGGGUAUGAGAAUUUCUUUGAUAAGCUCCAAGAAUACGGUAUCCCUGUGUUCAUAUUUUCGGCUGGUAUUGGUGAUAUACUAGAGGAGGUAAUCCAUCAAGCUGGGGUUUAUCACCCGAACAUCACUGUAGUGUCCAACUUCAUGGAUUUUGAUGACAAUGGAGUGCUGAAAGGAUUUAAAGGCGAACUAAUUCAUGUAUUUAACAAACAUGAUGGUGCCUUGAAGAACACAGAAUAUUUCAAUAGACUAAAAGACAAUAGCAACAUCAUUCUGUUGGGAGAUUCCCAAGGGGACAUAAGAAUGGCAGAUGGAGUAGCCAAUGUUGAACACAUCCUGAAAAUUGGAUAUCUAAACGAUAGAGUGGAUGAGCUUUUAGAAAAGUACAUGGACUCUUACGACAUUGUUCUAGUAAAAGACGAAUCAUUGGAUGUAGCCAACUCUAUCUUACAGAAGAUUCUAUAAACAAGCAUUCUUCGAGAAGACCUCUCUCCUGUGGGUGCAACUGAUGGGAGAACUGCUCACCUAUUCAUCUUGCUGAAAGACUUUUAUUUAUAAUGCGUUCUUGCUCUUGAAGUUUUUUUCUCUCCAUUACUGAGGUAUUUUUGGACAUAUUGAAUCCAUCAACUGGAAGCUCCUUUUUUUCCCCACCUCUCUCAACACACUCCUCAACUCUAUUUUUUAACAGAUAGAAAAAGAAAAUCGUAAAGCCAAAAUUUGAAAAAUAACUCCCUGCAUUUCCAGAGUUAAUUUUUUUAAUAUAAUGUUAUCAUGAGGUUUUUGAGGAAACUUUUUAUUCUGGGGAAGUUUGUAUAAGUUUAAAAAGAAGUUUUUAUGAAAUGGUGAAAUGUGCAUGAUUUUAACUGUUGCCAUUUUUGUAAUUGGGGUGAAUUAUGCUGAUAAUAUCACCGUCUCCUGAAAUUAUAUUUGGUUAUUCUGUUUCGUGAAAGUCAGUAUUUACCAGAAAAUAUUGGCACUCAGUGUUUGAAAAAAACCAUCUGUAUCCACAUGUCACUAGUCAUUACAAAAUGUUCUAUAUUGAAGCACUGAUAAUACAUAUGAAAUGAAAAGCCUUUUUAAAUUAUACUGUCCAGACAAUUAUUAUUCAUUUCUUCAACAAAUACCUAUUAAGCA